GCGAAGCCCCGCCCCCGCCACACUUUACGGCCCCUCGCGCGCCACUUUUGCUGCAGAAGCUCCUGCUGCCCCUGAAGCCGCUGCUGCUGCGGGUGAGGCGAGCUCCGGUCCCGUCUGCGCUGCAGCAGGGAGGCCGCCCGGCCCGGCGAGCCGAGCCAAUGCUGGAUCUGGAGGUGGUGCCCGAGCGCUCUCUGGGGAACGAGCAAUGGGAAUUCACGCUGGGAAUGCCUCUGUCUCAGGCAGUAGCCAUUCUUCAGAAGCAUUGUCGCAUCAUCAAAAAUGUCCAGGUUCUCUACAGUGAGCAGUCUCCUCUAAGCCAUGACCUCAUCCUUAACCUGACUCAGGACGGGAUCAAACUACUGUUUGAUGCUUUCAAUCAAAGACUUAAGGUGAUUGAAGUAUAUGACUUGACUAAAGUAAAAUUAAAAUAUUGUGGAGUGCAUUUUAAUUCUCAGGCCAUAGCUCCCACCAUUGAACAGAUUGAUCAGUCUUUUGGUGCAACCCAUCCUGGAGUGUACAACUCUGCUGAACAGCUCUUCCACCUCAACUUCAGAGGACUAUCUUUCUCUUUUCAGUUAGAUUCAUGGACAGAGGCUCCCAAAUAUGAGCCCAAUUUUGCCCAUGGCCUAGCUUCUCUCCAGAUACCCCAUGGAGCAACUGUGAAACGAAUGUACAUCUACAGUGGAAACAGCCUACAGGAUACCAAGGCUCCUGUGAUGCCCCUGAGCUGUUUCCUGGGCAAUGUGUAUGCUGAGAGUAUAGAUGUUCUUCGAGAUGGAACUGGACCUUCAGGUUUACGGCUUCGCUUACUUGCUGCAGGUUGUGGACCUGGCUUAUUAGCAGAUGCCAAGAUGCGGGUAUUUGAACGUUCAGUAUAUUUUGGUGAUUCCUGCCAAGAUGUUCUUAGCAUGCUUGGCUCUCCCCACAAAGUGUUCUAUAAGUCAGAAGACAAGAUGAAAAUUCAUUCUCCUUCCCCUCAUAAGCAAGUUCCAGCCAAGUGCAAUGACUACUUUUUUAACUACUUCACUCUUGGAGUGGACAUCCUCUUUGAUGCAAAUACACACAAAGUGAAGAAAUUUGUCCUACACACCAAUUACCCUGGGCAUUAUAAUUUUAACAUUUAUCACCGCUGUGAGUUCAAGAUCCCACUAGCUAUAAAGAAAGAAAAUGCUGAUGGCCAGACAGAAACAUGCACAACCUACAGCAAGUGGGACAACAUCCAGGAGCUCCUGGGUCACCCUGUGGAGAAGCCUGUUGUCCUGCACAGGUCCUCCUCCCCAAACAACACCAACCCAUUUGGCUCCACAUUCUGCUUUGGUCUUCAGCGGAUGAUCUUUGAGAUCAUGCAGAAUAACCACAUUGCCUCAGUGACCCUGUAUGGCCCCCCCAGACCUGGUGCCCAUCUGAAAACAGCAGAGCUCCCCUAGGGACAUCACCACCCAUGCCCCUCUGCCCUGUGGAACUGUGCAUCGCAUCCUUUUCAGUGGGCCUCCAAGUGCCGCCCUGUGGGUUUUCUUGGACACCUUGCCAGUGUUGAAGGGCUGUUGUGAUGUUCUGAGGGGGGACUCAGGCAGGGUCCUCUGCCAUGAGGUGAGAGGCCCAAAUAUUCCUCUGUCCAUCCUCAGCCUGAUGGUGCCAACAAGGAACAGACUGCAAAGAGAAGCACAAACUCUGAGCCUUGAUACCUGGACCCAGGAGCUCUCGACUAGCAUAUAAGGAGGCAGAGUUCUGUCUCCACAAGGCUCUGUGACUGAGGACACAGGCACCCAGGACGAGGACAAGGUCCUGCCUCUGUCCUAACAUUGCCAUAUGAUCCUUAAGGCAAGCAGGUAGCAUGUCCAUAGUACUUGGUUGUGACUUUUGCACUACAUCCACUUUAGUUACUUGAUGAGCUGGCUGUGGCCAAGGUGGCCCACCUGUCCUUCCUUGUCUUUCUUGCACGUGCUCCUUCCAGGCCUAGUUUGUAUACCCAAAUGGGUGAAACACAGCUUUCUACCAUCUAGGUAUUGUCCAGGCCUGGUCCAUAGCCCUCUUGGAGCCAACCUUCAAGGUCAUCUGUGCCCCUGCUUUGCCCCAACCUGGCUGGCAGGGCUGCAUGUUUCCAUCCUGUUUGCCUCUUUUAUUUAAUGCCAAAGUUUUAGCCAAAGACAUCUUCCUCUUUUGUUCAGUUUCAGCAUUGUGUUCUGCACUGUGGGCUGGCUCCCCUGCCCCAACCCUGGGCAGUGUCCCCUAGCUGGGUCCACUUAAGACCUCUGGGGACUCAAGGAGGGCUGGGCUUCUCAGUCUCUUCGUGGGUCUUGCUAAGGAAAGUAGUAUAUGUGCUUUAAAAAAAAAAAAAAUCCUUUUGAAAAGAAUUGAGAAGAGAAAUGUAUAAUUUUAUCCCAUUUUUAAUAUUUUGGUCUAGCAACUUGUGAUACAUAGAUGACGAUUUUGUGAGUUUUUCAAAUGUGUGUACAGAUUUUUGUAAAUAUGACUUUUGUAAUUAACUCAUGUACAGCCUCAUCCUGUAUAGUUUAACAAUGAAUGUGCAGGGGUCCUGCCCUGGACUCCUAUGUGGUUACUGGGCCUACAGCUAGGCUUGUAUGGCACUCCUGUGACUUUGUGAUUGACAGGUGUCUUCCCAUUUGGACUGUGGCCUGGCCAGAGAUCCCUACACACAGCCCACUGUUGGGGGCAGCUGGGACUGUUCCUAUUCUCCUGGAAUGGGGGGACCUUUCUCAUCCCCAGCCCAUAACCCCUCCAAUAAAAACCUAUGCCCUCAGCAGCGGCCCACCAUGUUCCGUUGCUGGGAUGUUUGUACUAAAAUAAG
Erinaceus europaeus (western European hedgehog) is the source of this 2809-nucleotide messenger RNA. It is a transcript of the gene PHAF1, whose product is annotated as phagosome assembly factor 1. Gene Ontology annotation, biological process: Golgi to plasma membrane protein transport. Gene Ontology annotation, cellular component: synaptic vesicle membrane; trans-Golgi network; dendrite. NCBI's taxonomy places the organism in Eukaryota, Metazoa, Chordata, Mammalia, Eulipotyphla, Erinaceidae. The transcript is spliced from 17 exons. The record is from RefSeq and is a predicted model, not a curated record. Bases 159 to 1427 code for a protein of 422 amino acids.